UUUCAACAACUCUGCGGAGUGAGCACAUGAACCAUCCUUAAAACCCUUGAACCACUAUUCAUCAAAUAUUCUUGCUGUUCCUUUCCUUAUCUUUUACCGGUGCGGGUUUGUUGAAUUGAUAGUUGGGUUCGGUCUUCUGGGUCCGGUUGUGUAAGUCUUCGUGUGUUUUUGGAGGUUUGAGAAAUGGAGGGGUUACAGAAAUUGAUUCCUAAAGUCUCAAAAGAGACGAAGUUAGGCUCUUCCAGUUCUUCUCCCUUAUCGGAGACUCCCUAUUUGAGUGGCGGUGGAGUGGGAGGAGGAGUUUCUGCCGCUUUAUCUUCUUCUUCUUCUGAUCAGUCUCAUGUUUUGGUCACCCGGGCUCCUAGACAAGUGGUAUCACUGUGGACUUGCUCAAAGCUUUGUGCUAUUUCCUUUGCUGUUGGAGUUGUAUUCGGGUACACACUGAGGCGACGCGUUCGGCGCUGGGCUUCCAACCUUCUCAAGAGAUUGAAAGAUAAUUGAUUCCACCCUGUCCUUCUCAUUUUAUGCCAACUUCAGUGUUGUUAUCAUUUACAGGUAAACUUUUCUGCUGAUUAUAGCUGCUUACUCGCAAAGAGAACAAUUUGGAGAAUUUUCAGAUCCAAGACAGGCAAUUAGUCUCACUGCAUCAAUAGAGAAUGAUUUUGCAGAAUUUUCUUUUGGAUGUUUUAAGGAGGGGGAGCAAUUUGGAGUCAUUGCAGCCAAGAAAUCUACUAUUUGCAUUUUCCUUUCUUUGUUUUAUAAAAUUCUCGUGUUGGACUGAACUAGUAAAUGAGUAAUACAUGGUAAUUGCAUUUA
Molecule: messenger RNA, 816 nt
Organism: Alnus glutinosa
Lineage: Eukaryota; Viridiplantae; Streptophyta; Magnoliopsida; Fagales; Betulaceae
Exons: 2
Coding region: 184-501 (105 amino acids)
Source: RefSeq, a predicted model, not a curated record